Molecule: messenger RNA, 528 nt
Organism: Aspergillus calidoustus
Lineage: Eukaryota; Fungi; Ascomycota; Eurotiomycetes; Eurotiales; Aspergillaceae
Source: the annotation of a GenBank genome assembly
AUGAGGGGAUUGGACGAGGAUAAAUCUUUCAACAUGUUGGUUUCCCGCGUUGCCUGCGUUGGCAAGCUGGGACACAAGAACAUUGGUUACUCUGGACCACUCAGCAGACAGCUCCUCUCAUAUCGUUCUUUGGUUUCAGAAGUCCGCUCCACUUUACGGAACUUGAUCGAAAUUGUACUUGUUGGACUUCUUCUUAGCGGCGACGCCAACCGCGAACGCAAUGACUGGACCGAGUUGGGCAUUAGUCUUCCGUUCAUUGACGAUAACGAUUGCGGUUUGGGAAUUGCCGUCCGGACAUACCUUGAUGACCUGCCUCUGCAGGAGGAUGCAACCUCACCAGACGCCCGACAGGAGGUGAAGGCCAAGGGCAAGGAAUGGUUCCAACACAGCGACAGCUUCACAGGGAAUCUGGAUAGGGCUUUCAAGCUCUGGGAUGCGGUCUACAAAGGCUCGCAGAGUGCAGGCAAAGAGUUCAAGGACGGAAAGAUCUGGGCAAACGCGAACAAGUGGCUGUCUGAACGGCGGUGA